Molecule: messenger RNA, 6325 nt
Organism: Gorilla gorilla gorilla (western lowland gorilla)
Lineage: Eukaryota; Metazoa; Chordata; Mammalia; Primates; Hominidae
Gene: ARMC7
Product: armadillo repeat containing 7
Exons: 3
Coding region: 423-671 (82 amino acids)
Molecular function (GO): protein binding
Source: RefSeq, a predicted model, not a curated record
GCCGCGCACGCGCGCCAAGGAGUUCGGCGACGGCCCCGCCCCUCGCCUGCCUCGUCCCGCCCCUUUGGGGGUAGGGACAGCGCGGCUUCCGCCGGGAGCCCGGAACCGAGCCCGGGAGCCGGUGGCGGUGCGCCAGUGCCACCUCCGCGAGCCCCAACCCGCAGACGGUUCCCUGUCUCCCGCGCCCCAAUUUCGAUUUUCAAACGCAACUCCUACAGGAUUCUGAGAUCCCGUCCCAUCUCCCAUAUCCCAUUUCCAGCUGCAAAUUACUGCAGAAUCUGAACCCAGGAAAGAAACCCAUCUGCCGACCCCCGUCUUCCCUCUCUAGACAGGUGGAGAGCGGGUGAGGGUCUCGCUCGGCUUUCCCCCUGCACCUUUCCCACCCUCCCGCCCGUCCCUGGGGGUCCUCCGUCACCGCGGCCAUGGCCCAGAAGCCGAAGGUGGACCCCCACGUCGGGCGGCUGGGAUACCUGCAGGCGCUGGUCACGGAAUUCCAGGAGACCCAAAGCCAAGACGCCAAGGAGCAAGUCCUCGCCAACCUCGCCAACUUCGCUUAUGACCCCAGCAACUACGAGUAUCUGCGGCAGCUGCAGGUCCUGGAUUUAUUUCUCGAUUCGCUGUCGGAGGAGAAUGAGACCCUGGUGGAGUUUGCUAUUGCUGCUGCAGUCUGAAUGGUGACGGUGGCCCCUGCAGAAGCAUGUGGCUAAAUCUCCACCAGGGGGCAAUAGAGCUCCUCCAAAUCAAGCUGCUGACCCUGGAGAAAAAUUGGCGGAAGUCACACAGCAGUCCCCACCAAAAGUGUUUACCAAGUGGAGUCUUUCCUGCUGGCGUUUCCUCAGGGUCAGGAAGCAACUUUCCCAGGACAGGGGCACCCUGAGGUCCGGGUCCACUGAGCUAUGGGGGCGGCGUGGGCCUGGGCUGGGUUCUUGCCAUCCUGGGCAGCUUCCCAGCGUGGGUGACUGAGCCCGGGUCCUGGAGUCCGUGGUCCCAGCGUCUCCACUUCUCAGCUGAUUCCUAGAAGCUGAGUCCCGUCCCUUCUCCGAGCGUGGUUUCCUCUCCCGCCUUGCCUGCCUCGCAGGCAGUUGUGGGAGCAGAAGUGUGUCUGUGCAUCUGUGUCUCUGUGCAGGUGUUUUAGAAUUGUUAGGAUCAUUAUCACCAGCUUUACUUUUCCCAACCAUUUUUUUUCCUCCUUUUUUUCUCUUCCUUCUUCUGCCACAGCAAGACCCCCCGCCCCAAGCACAGUAGCUUUCUCAGCGUCGAAUCCCUCCGUGGGACCCUCUGCAAAUGAAGUUUCUCGAAAUUUCUCUUGUAUUUAUUAUGCAUGACUGAGAAGGAGAGCCCCCGCGUAUUUUCUUACUGCCAUUGUUUCCCUUUCUCUUAGUGUCUCUGCUUGGGGAUCCCCCGACAGGCACUUAUUCUGCUGUUUCUGGAGAAGGCUCUGUGCUGCGCUUUGGAGCUUUGAGUCUUUUAUCUGAUGUGGCAGCCCUGAGAUUGUGAUCUCCCUGAGCCAGAGCCAGCCUUACUUCUGUCUGCAUGGUUUGAGUGCUUAGGCCUUUUGGCCUAGGGAGGAGGAAAGAAGGGGAAGAAAAGGCAGGAGAUCUUCACUUAAUAGGUGUGGAGUCCUGGCCAUGACUUGGUGCAACACCCCUGAGCAGAGUUGGUUCUGGAAGGACUGGCAGAGUGGAGAGCUGGGUCAGAUUGCCCAUGGCUGUGGCUCGCAGAACCAAAACCAAGCUGGGUGUGGUGGCUCACACCUGUAAUCCCAUUUGGGAGGCCAAGGGGGGGUGGAUCACUUGAGGUCAGGAGUUCGAGACCAGCCUGGCCAACAUGGCAAAACCCCGUCUCUACUAAAAAUACAAAAAUUAGUUGGGUGUGGUGGCGCACACCUGUAGUCCCAGCUACUCGGAGGCUGAGGCAGAAGAGUUGCUUGAACCAGGAGACAGAGGUUGCAGUGAGCCAAGAUCACGCCACUGCACUCCAGCCUGGGUGACAGAGCGAGACUCUGUCUCCAAAAAAAAAAAAGGAAUCAAAACCAAUGUCUGCUUGGUUGAGCAGGGUGGUUCGUACCUGUAAUCCCAGCAUUCUGGGAGGCUGAAGCAAGAGGAUCGCUUGAGCCCCCAGGAGGUCAAGAGCAGCCUGGGCAACAUAGCAAAACCCUGUCCCUACAAAAACAAACAAAACAAGUAUCUGCUUGUUGGCAGGCAGCACAGUGAGUUGGAUGAGAGCUGGGCCCUGGGGUUAGGCAGGCAUCUGGGUGUGGGCUCUCUCUCCUCCAGUCAUCUGUCAGAUGGGGACAGUGCCAGUAGCUGCUUCACAUCAGUUGAGAGAAUUAAAUGAAACACCACAGUGCUCUUUUAGGGUUAGUGUCUGCAGCCAUAGAUAGGAUUCCCUUGGUCGCCAUCCAAAGACAAAUACCCAAAACCCUUUGAAGGUGAGCUGUCGCCCCUUGUCCCAGAGAGGUGAGGUGCGGGAUGGGAUAACGUCCUAUCAAGGGAAUCACUCAUCUGCUCCAGGAAUUCUUACCUUCUGGAAAAACAUCACGGAAUGACAGGAACACCGAUCCUCAGCCUCCCAGAGGGUGCCCAGGCAAUGUCAGGUGGGGAGAGCCUGGCUGCAGGCCCGGUGCUGUUGUGCCCCCAUCACGGAUGGCAUUAGCUCACACUUGGGGAGCACCCACUGCAUGCCAGGCGCUUGCAUCUUAUGCGUUGGACAUAGUACUAAAGUAGAUGUGCUUACACCGCCUUCUUUCCAAUCAGGACUCUGAGGCUUAGGGAGGUUCUGUGGGCUGGCCAAAGGUUUAAAGAGUACCAGACCUAGGCCGGGCAUGGUGGCUGACGCUUGUAAUCCCAGCACUUUGGGAGGCCGAAGUGGGCAGAUCACCGGAGGUGUGGAGUUCGAGACCAGCCUGACCAACAUGGAGAAACCCCAUCUCUACUAAAAAUACAAUUAGCUGGGUGUGGUGGCACGCGCCUGUAAUCCCAGCUACUCGGGAGGCUGAGGCAGGAGAAUCGCUUGAACCCAGGAGGUGGAGGUUGAGGUGAGCCAAGAUCACACCAUUGCACUCCAGCCUGGGCAACAAGAGUGAAACUCUGUCUCAAAAUAAAUAAAUAAAGAGUACCAGACCUGAGACUUAAACCCAAAGCAGUCAGAGUCUACAAGCUAGUCCCUUGGCCCUUUUCCUGCCCUUAGAGGAGUUCCGAUUCCUAGGAUUGUGGAGCGAAAGCGAGAAAGGAGUUUACUCCCAAUUGCUCAUUUUAUCAAUAAGGAAGCUGCGGUGCAGACAGCUGCCCCUCGUCUGGCUGUCGCAGGCCAGGCUGAGAAUGCAGGCUUCCUUCCGUCUGUCCCUGCAGCCACCACACUCACAGGUACCCUUCCAUGCUGGCUUUGCUGUGGCAGCUCUGAGUGAGGUCUGCUCUUUGGCCCAGCACUUCUGCCUCCUCUCUGAGGGCUGGAAGCUGGAUGCUAUCCAAACAAAUGGAUUUGCUCACCCUGCACACUAAGGCCAAUUACUGACAAAAAUUGCAGUGAGAAAGUGAGGCUUUGCUUUUGUUUUUGUUUUUGUUUUUUUUGAGACAGAGUCUCACUCCGUUGCCCAGGUUGGAGUGCAAUGGUGCAAUCUCGUCUCACUGCAACCUCCGCCUACCUGGUUCAAGCAAUUCUCCUGCCUCAGCCUCCUGAGUAGCUGGGAUUACAAGCACCCGCCACCACACCCAGCUAAUUUUUGUAUGUUUAGUAGAGACGGGGUUUCGACAUGUUGGCCAGGCUGAUCUCGAACUCCUCACCUCAGGUGAUCCACCCGCCUCGGCCUCCCAAAUGCUGGGAUUACAGGCGUGAGCCACUGUGCCCAGCCAAAAGUGAGGCCUUUAUUGUGGGGCGACAAGCAAGAAGAAUCCGGCAGCUCAUGCUUAAGACCCAAAUUCCCAGAUGGCUUAUGGGUAAGGGUGUUCAAAGGCAGGAGGCAGAGGUUACAGACAAAGCUUUAAAUCAACACCGGGAGGCUAUAUAUUGGUUUGGCCUAAGAAGGCAGGAUAUCUCCAAGGGAUGGGGCACAGAUCAUAGGUGGCUUCAAAGAUUUUCUGAUUUGUGAGUGGUUAAGGAGGUGAAGCUUUGUCUACAAAUUUGGCAUCAGCAAAAAAGAAUGUUAGCUAUAACCUGUGGGCAUGUCCUCCAGGCCCCUCAGGGAGUCUAAAGAGUGGUCAGAGUGUAGUUUUCAGUUCCCCUUAUCUGAGGUCUCAGUGCCAGGGGAACUGUUUGUUGAGGGUCCAGAUUUCUGAAAAGCAACUCAAGGACAGAUAUUAAGAUGUCAUCUUUAGGCCGGGCGUGGUGGCUCACACCUGUAAUCCCAGCACUUUGGGAGGCUGAGGCGGGUGGAUCCCUUGAGCUCAGGAGUUCAAGACCAGCCUGGCCAACAUGGUGAAACCCCGUCUCUAAAAAUACAAAAUCUAGCUGGGUGUGGUGGCAGGAGCCUGUAAUCCCAGCUACUCUGGAAGCUGAGGCAGGGGAAUCGCUUGAACCCAGGAGGCAGGCAGAGGUUACAGUGAGCCAAGAUCGUGCCACUGCACUCCAGCAUGGGCGACAAAGCAAGACUGUCUCAAAAAAAAAAAAAAAAGUUAUCUUUAGUUUCUAUGGGGAAACCAGACAUCCCCUGAUUCUGACUUCCUUGGCUAUUGUUUUAAGCUAACUAUUACCUUCUUGCUUAUCAAGUUGCUCAUUUGCUUCUCAGGGCUAGCUAGGUGCCUGGAAUUUCAUGAAGGGACGCAAGAUUUUCCUUUAUUUCCAUGCUUGGGGGCCUGCAGGCCCCUAGAGAAGCCCCUGCUCUCUCUCCAUGUCAGCCAGGGCUUCAGUCUGGCCUCAAGUGUUCCCAUCAGCGGUGGCAGUGGAACUACAGUGGCAGCAACCACUCGCCAACAGGGGCCUGGCCUCACUCAUCGUCGUCUCUGUGUGGCGGUCUCUUUCUCCUGUGGCUUCCUCUCAGUUGCCCGCCGUCGGCACCGCCACAGCCAUGAGGAAGGAUCCGGCUACAGCGACCGCGGAGAACACGCACGGGUUUUCAAGUCUCUGGCCUCUUUCGUGGCCUCUUGUGGAUUUGCCCAUUUAGAGCAAUUGUAGAACUAGUUUAUUGACCCUUUCCUGUGCUUCUGGCUGCCUUUUCUGCCCAGGGUCCAGGGCUCCUGUUUGGGUGCUGUUGGGAUAAAAGCUGCCUCUCCUGGAUGCCCGCCCAGUGCUCACCAUGUGCUCGCCACACGCCCACCUGAACCAGCCCUGUCCACGAGGCCUCUGAAUCAGUCAUGAACGGCAAGGCCGAUGGUUCUAACCCCUUUGUACAUAUCAGGAACCCCCACCACCAAGUGAGGGCAAGUCCACUGCCUGGGGCUCCCGCUGUUAGUGAUAACUGGAGCCAGGACUUCGCCCCUGUCAUCCAGGAUCCAAAUUCCGUGCCCCAGGAACCCAGCUGGCACCAGGCUCAGACUCUAGUCCCUUGUUCUGGCCUCAAACUCCUGGGCUCAAGUGAUCCUCUGACCCCAGCCUCCCAAAGUGCUAGGAUUACAGGCAUGAGCCACUGCACCCAGCCCCAGUGGCAGUUCCUCUAUGACACUGGUACACUGUGGCCCCGGACUGUGGGCACUACCAGUCGCAGCAGAAAUUACUUCCCACCAGAACUCACUCAGGGAUGUGGCAGAGACAGCAAGGUGCGGUAGAGACAAAGAACAAAGGAAGAGGCCAGGCAGGGUGGCUCAUGCCUGUAAUCCCAGCACUUUGGGAGGCCGAGGCAGGUGGAUCACCUGAGGUCAGGAGCUCUAGAUCAGCCUGGCCAAGAUGGUGAAAACUCGUCUCUACUAAAAAUACAAAAAAUUAGCCGGGCAUGGUGGCGGGCGUCUGUAAUCUCAGCUACUCGGGGGGCUGUGGCAGGAGAAUCGCUUGAACCCGGGAGGCAGAGGUUGCAGUGAGCCAGGAUCACACCGUCACACUCCAGCCUGGUGGGACAAGAGUGAGACUUUGUCUCCAAAAAAAAAAUAUAUAUAUAUAUAUAUAUAUAUAUAUGUAUAUUCACAGGGGAUUAUUUGUUCUUGGGUUUUCCUUUAGUGUCUUGAAAAUGGCUCCUUCAAUUUCAAGUCUGAAGGACAGACAGUACAUAGAGUAAGCUACCCUUUGUGUGAGAAGGCAGGGUGGAGAUGAACACACCUCUGUGUAUGCACUCACGCUGGCAAGACACGAAAGUGUAAUAAGGAAAUGGGUUAGUACGAGGCAGGGAACAAGGUAGAAGGGACCAGAAUGGAGGUGAGACUUCUGAAAAUACCCUGUAAUACAGUUUUUUUUUUUUUUU